AUGAGUUACUUGGUGGGCUACCAGCAGCAGCCAAAGCAACUGCUGCUGCUGGUGGUGUUGCUGUUGAACGUUGCUGGCGUGCAUCCAAUCCGGUACAAACCGUCGCAGCAAAAGUUGGAUCUGGGGGUUGGUAAAGUGAUGGCCUUGCACAGCAAUGAGAACAGCACUGACAGCGUGCCGCUCUCGCUGCUAGUGCUGCAGCAACACCAAGCAACAGGACUCCCCGAAGAUGUUCCAGCAUCAGCAGCGGACGUUUCGACGACUACCAAAAGGGAGACGCAAUCAUUUCUCCAGCACAGUGGCUGGGUACUGCCAAGAGAAUCUAAACAAACCCGCGGCAUGUUCAACUGGUACACAAACCCGUACACCUACGUCAUCGUUGGCGUUCAGGCAGUGCUGCUUAAUGCCGCAUUUCUGUAUAAUAUGCCGCCAGUCGGAUUGAAGUAUGCGCAAACUCUAUUUUUAAGGCCUGCCACUCCAUCUAGGGACUCCAGGCUCACGGAUCGCAUACUUUGCCUUGUCAAGCAACAUCGCCUGAGCAAUACCUCAUGCCCUUCCCUGUGCAUAGUGAAUCCGAUUUGCGUCGCGCUUCAUUUUGCUUUUCACGAGUCGGAGAAGCUGCCCCCCUCCACCUGGAUGUAA
This is a messenger RNA of Eimeria mitis, 642 nucleotides long. RefSeq lists its product as uncharacterized. Bases 1 to 642 code for a protein of 213 amino acids. The transcript is spliced from 3 exons. Lineage: Eukaryota; Apicomplexa; Conoidasida; Eucoccidiorida; Eimeriidae. The record is from RefSeq and is a predicted model, not a curated record.